AUGACCAUCAUCAACACGUUAGCAUGGCUCUUUUAUAGCGCCAUAUUCUGGCUAUGGGAGAUCUUUGGAAGGCCUCAGGUCCUCUUCCUCAUCCUGGCUAGCUGUUACUUUGGCGUAUGGCGAGUGAUGUCGGCCCAGGCGAAUGCUAAGGAGGCUGCUAGUCGAAAGAAGGAUGAGGAACAUGCAAGGCUUCGCUUAGAGGAUGGCCGCCGGUUUAUACGCUCUACUCAGAUUCGCCUCGUCUGUGGUGGUGUGAGCCGUCCUGACCUAGCGAAGUACUGUGAGGAGUUCAAUGGUGAACUUUUCCCUCAAGUCAGCUUGAAUAACGUCUUGCAGUGUGCCAUGUCGAAAAGCUAUAUACCCAUGGGGAAAGCAUACAGUCCUUUAGAAUUUCAGCUUCAUGAAGGCCCCAAGGAGCACAGGCAGGAUCUUGUAUGGUCGACACCUGCUGUCACCAUACACCGUCACCCUCCAGCUACCAGAGACCAUCGUAACAACCGCGAACUGCUCCUCCUCUUCGAGAGUGUCUCCAAGCUGUCCGGCAUGACUGCGAUGGACGCUAUUGCUCUAACACGGCAGGGCGGCCGAUGCUGUUGUCGAGAGCUUACUGCUGGCUGGCUUACCAUCAGCCCGGACUGUGACAUGUUCCUUACCAUCGAUCUGAAUAAUGCUGAGGGGUUCUUUGCUCUCUACGAUGAUGCCAACUGUUUCAAGAGGGUUGCCACCUGGUCGCUCGAGGACAUGGCUAGGGCCAGCUUCAGGCUUGACCCUCCCACGCAGAUUGAUGUCAGUGUUGUCGCUGGCGUACGGACUAGACGAUAUCAGCUCAAGAAUAUGAGUGCUGAUCUGCCUACUGUCGGUGUCCUUGGCCGUGGCGAGGCAAUCCCUACACUCAGCUAG
Molecule: messenger RNA, 900 nt
Organism: Perkinsus marinus ATCC 50983
Lineage: Eukaryota; Perkinsozoa; Perkinsida; Perkinsidae
Exons: 4
Coding region: 1-900 (299 amino acids)
Source: RefSeq, a predicted model, not a curated record